Molecule: messenger RNA, 3240 nt
Organism: Ornithodoros turicata
Lineage: Eukaryota; Metazoa; Arthropoda; Arachnida; Ixodida; Argasidae
Exons: 1
Coding region: 1-3240 (1079 amino acids)
Biological process (GO): DNA integration
Molecular function (GO): nucleic acid binding
Source: RefSeq, a predicted model, not a curated record
AUGACUACGUAUCAGCCCUCAAGACUCUUGCCAGAGUGUAAUUUCGGUGAGGUGCCUUCCACGGGACACGCAGAUGGUACAGACGCAGCGCGCGCGGCGCAAGGAGCGCCGGUUAGCACAGCUGCAGAGCAGACAUCCUCGACAGCUACACCGACGACGGCAGUGGCUGCAGCAACGCCAUCCGGAACCACAUCGCGGACGUCUCAGUUGGCGUCGACACGUCUGCCCAAGAAGAAGGCCCAAGAGAAACAACAUAAGAGUCAUCAUAUGGAUAACAGUGAGGCUUCAAGUGAGGAUGACAGUCUUUACGACAUUCACCAGGUGCACUCAGUCACAAAAGAUGCAUCACCUAGGUUCACCAUGGGUUUGACUGUACAUGGGAAACAUAUUCCAUUUGAAGUGGACUCAGGAUCAGCCUACACCAUAAUCAGCGAGGAAACCUUCCGACAAACCUGGUCUCGAAGUAGACCGAAGCUAUGUCAAAAGGACGUACACCUCAGCACUUGGUCAGGAGAAGGACUACCACUGGCCGGCACGUGUGAUGUGCGAGUGCGAUGGAAAACAAAGGAUUACCUCCUACCGCUGCUCGUGGUAAAAGGGAAAGGAUGCAACCUGUUGGGUAGGAACUGGUUUAAACCCCUACGCAUCAAGCUCAAUGGCAUCUACUCUGUGGAACCGCAGGAUCCGCUGGAGUCCAUACUGCAGAAACACAGUGCAGUGUUCAGCGACACGAUCUCAGGACACACAGGUGCACCAGUAGACCUGGAGCUUAAAGACGACGCACGGCCUCAGUUUCAGAAGGCACGACCUGUGCCAUUUGCUUUGCGUCCGGCAGUGGAAAAGGAACUUGAGAAGUGGGAACGGCAGGGCAUAGUCACACCUAUUCAGCAUUCGGACUGGGCCACUCCUGUCGUAAUAGUACGAAAAAAAGAUGGCUCCAUAAGAAUGUGUGGAGAUUACAGGAGCACUGUGAAUCUGAUGACUAAGAAAACAGCCUAUCCAUUGCCGACAGCAUCGGAAGUGCUGGCUAACCUACAGGGUGGAAAACUUUUCUCUACGUUAGACCUGGCACAGGCAUAUAAACAACUCCAAGUAACGCCGGAGACAGCACACAUAUUGACCUUAAACACAGUAAAAGGGCUAUACGCAGUCAAGAGGCUGCCUUUCGGAGUUGCCGCAGCCCCUGCAAUAUUUCAACGUUUCAUGGAGACUGUGCUUGCAGGCAUAGAAGGCACAAGUGUGUACCUAGAUGAUGUGAUAGUGUCAGGCUCCACUAAGGACGAGCAUUAUAAUCGUCUUGAACUUGUUUUGUCGCGGCUCGAGCAGGCCAUCUUACGUCUGCGAAAAGAUAAGUGCCGUUUUGCAGUUCCGGAAGUAUGUUAUCUAGGGCAUCGGAUCGACGCUCAGGGUAUUCACACGACUGAAGAGAAGGUAAAAGCCCUAAUGGAGGCACCAGAGCCUAGAAACAAGGCCGAGCUUCAGUCAUUUCUAGGACUGCUAGCAUUCUACGACAAAUUUCUGCCCGACAGAGCUACCAUCGUAAAGGACCUCUACGAUCUGCUAGGCAAGGAGAGACUGUGGACCUGGCAAAAGCAGCACAGCGACGCACACACGCAGUUGAAGCAGUUAGUGAACAAGCGUACAGUUCUGGCGCACUACGAUAAGGACAAACCGCUCUUGUUGUCAUGCGAUGCGUCCCCUUACGGGCUGGGUGCUGUUUUAGCUCAACCCGACUGCACAGGUCAAGAAGCACCAAUAACCUUUGCGUCGCGAACCCUAGAAGACGCUGAAAGAAACUAUUCACAGUUGGACCGUGAGGGCCUGGCUGUUGUAUUUGCGAUAACCAAGUUCCAUUCUUACAUCGCAGGACGACACGUGAAGAUAAUCACGGACCAUAAACCAUUGUUAGGUAUUUUUGGGAACCAGAAACCGGUACCGCAGGUACUGUCACCGCGGAUGAUUCGCUGGCGCAUCAAACUUUCGGCUUAUGACUACGAGUUAGUCUACCGCAAAGGUUCUCAACAUCAAAAUGCGGAUUGCAUGAGCAGACUGCCGCUACAGGCGAAGACGGAUGAGCCACAUCUUCCGGGGGACGUGCUCAUGUUGGAGGCACUACAAACACCGCCGUUCACGAUUGAGGAACUAAGUGAAUGGGCUGCCAAGGAUGAAGUUCUCGCAGCAGUGCACAAGGCUGUUAAGGACGGCACCAUCUCCAAGCUGAAGGGCGAGAGAUGCCAAGCAUACGUCAGGAGAGCAAGCGAGUUAGGAACUCACAAUGGCUGUCUGACGCGGGGCACGCGUGUUGUAGUACCAAAUGCGGCAAGAAAAAGGGCCCUGGACUUAGUGCAUGCAGGCCACAGGGGAAUUGUAGCCAUGGAGGCGUGUGCACGUAGUUAUCUAUGGUGGCCGGGCAUUGAUGAUGGCAUUCAGGCAAGGGUUGAACAAUGUGCAAAGUGCCAACAACAUCGCCGGUUACCGCCGAAGACUGUUAUGAAAGAGUGGACGCGUGCAACACAGCCGUGGGAUACCAUCCAUCUAGAUUUUGCAGGACCAUUGGAGGGUGUGAUGUUGCUCAUCGUGGUUGAUUCAUACACGAAAUGGUUGGCGGUGCGUAUAGUUCGCCGAGCAACAGCUAGUGCCGUUGCAGAAGAACUGCGUGGACUUUUUGCCACAUUCGGAAUUCCACGCAAGGUUGUGUCCGACAAUGGUCCUCAUUUUGUCGCGUUGGACACCCAAGACUUUUUCAGAAGGAACGGGAUCAGGUCAGUUACAAGUGCCCCAUACCAUCCUGCCACUAAUGGGCAAGCGGAAAGAAUGGUUGCAGAAACCAAGGCUGCGCUCAUGCGUGAUCAGGAAGGAACACUAGAGUGCAGUCACGUCGGGAUCAGAGACAACGAACGAGCGGAUCAGCUAGCAUACUCAGCACACCUUAGCUGCAGUCCAUCCUUACCAGUUCCGGCCGACACCAACAGGCACAUGGCCGUUAACCAGCUAGUUGAAGUGCGUCAUCCUGGUAUACAGGACAUCAUGCAAAAUCACCGACCCUGUCUUCCCAUGAAAGAUCUUCCCCGAGUCAUACAGACAAUGCUCCAUCCGCUACGCACGGGAUCGGCGUUCACAAACUCGCAACUGUUCAAGAUCGGCUCCAGGGAGGAUUCCAGGUGCGGUCACUGUCAUUGUCCGGAAACUAUCGAACAUGAUGAGAGAUGGAAGUCAUUGAAAAGGGUAGCCAGGCUGUAG